AACAAAAAAUGAAAGCUUCAGUCAAAUUCCGGGAGGACCAGAAGCCACUGCUCCGGGCCAAAGUCCCCCUCAGCAUCUUGGGCCUCCCCUUCCAAUCCGGAAUCGUCGCCGGCGAGUCCAAGGAGCUCACUCUCAACCUCGCCACCUUCUUCGAAUCCGGGCCGUCCAUUCGCGUCGCCUAUCGCCCCAACGACACGUGGAACCCCUUCUCCCUCGUCGUCAAGACCGGCACCGGCUCCCUCGGCUCUCCGAUCAACUCCUCCAUGCUCAUGAGCGCCGAGUUCAAUCUCCUCAACCACAACCCUAGCUUCAUGCUCCACUUCAAGCCUCAGUUUGGGGACUUCUCCGUCAAGAAGUCGUCGCAGUCGUCUGUCUUGGAUAAGAUGCUCGGGUCGCAAGACGGCGUCGUUUCGCCGGAGCCUCCGACGAUUAAGGCCGUGGAGGCGCCGGCCGGGGAGGGAUUGUUUUCCGGGAAGAAAAUUACGGUUCUGCCCUCCCAGAGCGCUGCCUCCGGGGCUGUGGCCGGUCUGCUCUCCGGGAUGGAGGUGUCGGCGAGGACGUCGGUGCCGGUGAGGAAUCGUGCCGUGGUGAGCUUGCGGUGGGGGGUGAGGGUUCCGGCGGAGCUGAAGAGCGGAGAUUAUGGGACGGCGGGGAUUGCGUUUCAGAAGAUCCCGUUCCUGGUGAUGAACAAGAUCGGGAUCGAGCACGUGGACGGUGGGGAUUUGAAGGGAGGCAACACGAAAGCUGCGGCGGCUGGUGGGGCGGUGACGUUUCCGGGGAAUGUGGAGGUUGCGGAGGCUUGUUUCACUGUGAAGCGUCAGUUGGAGGUUUUACAGAGUGAGAAUGGGUUGCUGAGGAAAGCUGUGGAGGAUCUUCGGCAGGAGAUUGCCGGAGGGAGUUUCAAUUCGGGGAAGUACCGUGGGAUGGAGAGGAGUAGUGGGAAUUGGGGAUCUAGCAACAAUGAGAAGAAAUCGCAGGAGGGAGAUGUGAGUGAGGAGUUGAAGAAGGCACUGAUGGGUGCUUGAAUUAGCCGAAAUUUCAAUUCUAAGUUCUUUAUCAAUUCGGUAAUGCUUAUAAGAUAUUUGUUGUUGCUUGAAAUUGUUAUGGGGGUGUACAUUGCUGCUUAAUAAGGGUAGGGUGGUGAUAGCAAUGAAUUUUGGAUCGAAAUCGUGCUAUUUAUAUUUUUUUGGUUAGUUAUGCAAUAUCUUCUGCUUGUAG
Molecule: messenger RNA, 1218 nt
Organism: Fragaria vesca subsp. vesca
Lineage: Eukaryota; Viridiplantae; Streptophyta; Magnoliopsida; Rosales; Rosaceae
Exons: 1
Coding region: 9-1025 (338 amino acids)
Source: RefSeq, a predicted model, not a curated record